CAUUGCAGCGGUGAUAUUAUUAUCAAGAGACAAUAAUUUAUCAGUACGCAAAAUUACGUCGUUUGAUACGAAUGAAGCUGUUUGUGGAUAUGUGUUUUUUACUAAGAAAAAAUCUUUAAAUAAAAAUGAGUGGAGUAAACUUACCAGCUAUGGCUGAAUGUGUUACAGCUCCAGAUGACAAAAAGCAGACUAUAGCAAUGGAAGAAGUGAAUGCAGCUCUAAAAGAAUGUGGAUUUGGAUUAUUCCAUAUAAGAUUACUGAUAUCAGCUUUUGUAGCUUUAGUUAAUGGUGUGAUAAUUUCAAUAGCAAAUCCAUAUGUUUUACCUGUAGCAGAAUGCGAUUUGAAUAUGAAUUUGGUGGAAAAGGGUAUUUUGAACGCCUCGCCUUUCGUAGGUAUGGUUGCUUCAAGUAUUAUCGCAGGAUUUCUUACGGAUGCAUUCGGACGAAAGAGAUUUAUUCUGAUUGGUUACGAAGGCCUUUUCGUGUUCAUGUUCAUAUCAGGAUUGAGCCAAAAUUAUGUAAUUUUAGCAACAGCGAAAUUCUUCGAAGGACUCUUUUUUGCAACGGCGUUCAGUCCAACACUAACGCUUACUUCGGAGUUCUGUCACCACGGCAUUAGGGACAUAGUUAUGUUACUGCAAGCAUCUUUCAUGCCGUUGGGUCAAGUAAUUGUGGCUCUCAAGUCCUGGCUGAUAUUAAGUCAUGAUUGGAAACUCUCCUUUUUUGAUGGAUAUUUUGUUUUGCACACGUGGAAUAUAUACUACUUAGCUUUGUCACUCUGGCCACUGCUGGUGUGCAUAUUAUAUGCCUUUAUACCAGAAAGCCCCAAAUUUCAUGUCACGUUAAGCGAGUACGAUAAAGCUAGAGAAAUAUUGACUAAAAUUUACAUGGAGAACACGAGGAAGCCUGCGAAUACUUUUAAGUAUGUUGAUUUAUGGUGCAAUAGAAAAUCAGAAGAAGCAAUCAAUGAAAAACCCCAAGGAUACUCAUCUAUCACGGAACAAAUCUGUGCUGGCUUUCAAAAUAUCAAGCCCAUCUUUAAAAAGCCAUUGCUCUGGUCUCUUAUCCUUAUAUGCACAUUGAAUUUCUUCACCCUGAAAUUAUACAACAUAAUAAUAAUGUGGUUCCCGCAACUAUCAGCGAUUGUUGAAAACUAUUCUCGGAUUGGUUCAAAUGAUCUUUGUGUCAUGCUGGAUGCCUACACACGAGAUUCAAAUUCCAGAGCAAUUAAUACUAACAAUGGAACCUGUGUUCCGGUACGCAGUGGCACAGAGUCUUACAUAAAUAACGUUAUAUUAGGAACAGUCUGCUUUCUAGCACUAGUCAUAAGCGGAAUGGUCGUAAAUAAAGUCGGUAAAAGGAAUCUUUUUAUAGCUUAUGGAAUUGUUACUACAGCUUUGACUGUAGCAUUGAGAUGGGCCAAUUCGAAAGCAUCGAUCGUUACUUUGUUUUCAUUGGAUGGAGCUAUAACACAAGCUAUGGCGAGUCUCACACAGGCAAUGGUGGUUGAAGUUUUUCCUACUUCUAUAAAAUCUUUAGCGAUGUCUAUUGUUAUGACGUGCGGUCGAGUUGGAAGUAUUUUUGGGAACGUUUUAUUUCCUGUACUCUUAAAUAUUGGAUGUUCUGUGCCCUUUUUCUCAAUGGCAGCAAUGUGUUUUGGUGUGACGCUGCUUGGAUUUAUCAUACCGAUCAAAAACAAGACUUAAUUAGUUUGUAAACAAAAUAAAAAGAUAUAAAAAUAA
Messenger RNA from Leptidea sinapis, 1742 nucleotides. Its product is annotated as synaptic vesicle glycoprotein 2B-like. Bases 126 to 1706 code for a protein of 526 amino acids. The transcript is spliced from 10 exons. The record is from RefSeq and is a predicted model, not a curated record. Lineage: Eukaryota; Metazoa; Arthropoda; Insecta; Lepidoptera; Pieridae. Gene Ontology annotation, molecular function: transmembrane transporter activity. Gene Ontology annotation, biological process: transmembrane transport.